Labeo rohita (rohu) is the source of this 1431-nucleotide messenger RNA. RefSeq names its product zinc finger protein 501-like. Gene Ontology annotation, cellular component: nucleus. NCBI's taxonomy places the organism in Eukaryota, Metazoa, Chordata, Actinopteri, Cypriniformes, Cyprinidae. The record is from RefSeq and is a predicted model, not a curated record. Gene Ontology annotation, biological process: regulation of transcription by RNA polymerase II. Gene Ontology annotation, molecular function: RNA polymerase II transcription regulatory region sequence-specific DNA binding; DNA-binding transcription factor activity, RNA polymerase II-specific. The transcript has 2 exons. The coding region runs from base 481 to 1104 and encodes 207 amino acids.
AAUGUCUUUGUUCUCCGCCAAUAACAACACAAGAAGAAAAAGAACAACAACAAACAGCGCGAACUCUUCAGUCCUCAGGUGUUCUGUGUGUUUGAUACAGUCACCCAUAGCGCAUAACAAUGAGCUGUGACAUAAAGAUGGAGUUUAUUAAGGAGGAGAUUGAUGAUGAUGACACAUGCCAUCAGUGUGGAAAGAGCUUCACAAGUAAAAGAAACCUUGAAGAACACAUGAGAAUUCACACUGGAGAGAAACCAUUCACAUGCCCUCAGUGUGGAAAGAGCUUCGCACGUAAAAGAUGCUUUAUGCUUCACAUAAGGAUUCACACCGGAGAGAAGCCGUUUGAGUGUCAGCAGUGUGAAAAGAGUUUCGCAAGUCGAGGAACCCUUAACAUUCACCUAAGCGUUCACAGUAUUGACAAACCAUUCAAAUGCCCUGAGUGUGAAAAAAAGUUUUGGACGUAAAGACCACUUCAAUCGUCACAUGAGAACUCACACUGGAGAAAAUCCAUUCUCAUGUCCUCAUUGUGAGAAGAGUUUUUCAACUAAAACUCACCUUGAUAGUCACGUACGAAUUCACACUGGAGAGAAGCCGUUCACAUGUGAUCAGUGCGGGAAGAGUUACAAAUGGUCAAAUAGUCUCCGAAUUCAUAAACUCUUUCACUCUGGAGAAAAGCCAUUUAAGUGUGAUCAGUGCGAUAAGAGGUUUGUUCUGGAGUCAGACCUGAAGGCUCACAUGAAAACUCACACUAAAGAGAAGCUUUACUUGUGCUCUGUUUGUGGAAAGAGUUUUUCAUGGCGGUUACGUUUUAAAGACCAUAUGAAAAUACACUCUGGUGUGAAAGAGUAUUUGUGCACAGAUUGUGGUAAAGCCUUUACUGCAGCCACUCAGCUGAAAGUGCACCGCAGGAUCCACACUGGAGAAAAACCGUACAAGUGUUCACACUGUGACAAGAGUUUCAAACAGUCUGGAGCCCUAAAAGACCAUGAGAGAAUUCACACUGGAGAGAAACCGUUUCAGUGCCGUCAGUGCGGCAGGAGAUUCACCCAUUCCAAAACUGCACUGAUGCACACAAAGAAGCAUUGCCCAAAAUUGCCAAAAAAUUAAGAAACUAGACCUUAAGAUCUCAACAGGUACUGAGUGCUAAAUUAUUGCCCCUUUUUAAUCUUACAAGGUCAUUUUUGAUUCAAAAUGUGAAAAAUGUUCAAACAUGCCUUACUGAGUAUUGUCUUUCACAAAAUUAUUUGUGCAGAAGUUACAGAUCUUCAUUAAUUUAGUGUGAGGUUAACUGAAUUUACUUCACUGAUCAGGUUGAGGUCUGAGGUUAAUUGGGUCAAUGAAAUAAUUACCUGAAAAGGAACAAAAUGAGAUCCAGCUUGUUAAAACAUCUACUUGUAGAGAUGGACUUUUAUUAAAACAAAUAUUCCACCCUGA